CUUCACCCUUCUCUCGAAUCUUCACAAUUUGUGCCCGCCGCAUUUUUCUGCCCAUAUAAAUUCGUGUUUUGUUCCCGUGGUUUGACUCUGAAUUGGUCCCACACCCCCAUUCAAUUAUCAAAACCUCUGAUGCCUCAGAUCUGAUCAGUUCAACUUCUACGCAAAUCCAAGCCCCAGUAUCAGCCUUCCGUAACGUUUUCGCUUCUUCACCAUGACAACGCCACCGCUCAAGGCCGUGACUCUGACCCAUGUUCGGUACCAAAGGGGUGAUCAGCUGGGUCACUUUCUGGCCUGGGUGGCGCUAGUCCCGGUCUUCAUCAGCUUCGGUGGCUUCGUUUCUCAUUUCAUCUUUCGUCGCGAGCUCCAGGGAAUGUUCUUCGCUCUCGGCCUUCUCAUUUCCCAAUUCAUCAACGAGUUCAUCAAGACAUCGGUUCAACAAGCGCGUCCCGAGACGUGUGCUUUGCUGGAGAUGUGCGAUUCACAUGGAUGGCCCUCGAGUCAUUCUCAGUACAUGUUCUUCUUUGCCAUCUACUUCACUCUCUUGACUAGCAAAGGGAUCGGUUUUUGGGAUUCGAAGAACAACAUGUUCCUGAAUUUUAUAACAUGGUCUCUGGCACUCCUAACCAUGUAUUCUCGGGUUUAUCUGGGUUACCACACGGUGGCUCAGGUUUUUGCUGGAGCUACCUUGGGAAUUUUCCUCGGGGCGUCAUGGUUUUGGGUCGUUAAUUCUAUUUUAAUUCAGUACUUCCCUGCUAUCGAAGAGAGCGCAUUUGGAAGGCGGUUCUUUAUUAAGGAUACUUCCCAUAUCCAUAAUGUGUUGAAGUUUGAGUAUGACAAUGCCAGGGCUGCAAGAGAAAAUAUGGUGUCCAACUCUAAAUCUGACUGAUUCUUGGAAGAUAAAGAGGUUGACUGCUGUCACAGCUCCAAAUUUACGUACCAGGAUAAGUUUUCGCUGGUGUUGGUGGCAUUCUUUAAUAUUUAUCAUUUCUUUGGUGUAUAUCAGUUGAAGCCAUAGACUCAGGGGAAAUCAAGGGGCAUCUUAUUCAUAUUAGUGCGGAGAGCCUCACAGCAUACACUAUGCUUUCAGAACUUCUAUAAAGGCUGGUGUAGAUGCUAUUCAUAGACGCUGGGAAUAUUUUAUCUUGUUUAUUAGUUGGGUGGUUUAAGCAAGGUUGAAAACACGAUUACGAAGAAAAUCCGUAGAGUGAUGCUGGGAAGUUGUAACUUUACUUAUAAUAUUGCCUUAAUGGAAUGUUCACGUGGACAAUCUAGUUUUCUUAGGGUCCAUUGCUUAUAGCAUCUAUCAUUCGCCGUUGCGGUUACGGAUGCGUGUGAUGUGCUGGUUUUAGUGGUUUUCUCGUUUGUAUUGCUGUAAAAAACCAGUCUUUUGCCGAAGGUCGAUGCAAACAGUAACGUCCCAAGUUUUA
Molecule: messenger RNA, 1427 nt
Organism: Neltuma alba
Lineage: Eukaryota; Viridiplantae; Streptophyta; Magnoliopsida; Fabales; Fabaceae
Product: lipid phosphate phosphatase gamma
Exons: 2
Coding region: 212-886 (224 amino acids)
Biological process (GO): protein N-linked glycosylation; lipid biosynthetic process
Cellular component (GO): endoplasmic reticulum membrane; intracellular membrane-bounded organelle
Molecular function (GO): dolichyldiphosphatase activity
Source: RefSeq, a predicted model, not a curated record